GAGGUCAAAUAAUACACUAAAGUAUUAGCAUGGGUUUGAAACAAGUGUCCUUUGUAGAGAGGUCGUCCCUAUCUCGGAGGUCAAAUAAUACACUAAAGUAUUAGCAUGGGGUUGAAACAAGUGUCCUUUGUAGAGAGGUCGUCCCUAUCUCAGAGGGUCCCUUAUCAGAGGUUCCACUGUACAUAGAUGGUGGUUGGGAGAGAGGAAAGGAGAGAGAGGGACGAAAAAGUCUCUUGGAAACAGUGUUUUCAGAAAAGCCUCAGAGAAAACCAUUACAUCAUUAGGGACAACACGUGAAGCUCAAACACUAUUUCCCCACAUUCCCCAUCCCUACUACACUGACUAUAUAUGAACAACAGUAGAGAGUGGCAGGUUGUGAUUACACCGAGGGCUAAGGAAAAGACUGAGAUGUCACCAAAAAGUAAUGCAAGCAUAUUAUUCACUGACAUUUGUGCAUAGUUUGAACACAUCAAGAAGGCAUUAUGAACCUCGCAACACAGUAUGCAUAAGGUUCCAUUUCCACUUGAUAUGUACAGGUGUUUUGAAACUGGUGUGGACAUGUUUCAUCAACGAGGUCAAGGCAAACGCAAACAACACAACCUAGGACAACCCCUUCUUCCAUGGAAAAAAAGCUUUCCUAGGUGGGAUUCGAACCCACAACACCCAGCACUCCAGACGCGGGCAGACUCCACAUACUGUACAUGCAUACAAUGCCAGGGAUGCAAUAAGCAGCUACGUCCAGGUUCGCCUCAUGUGCAUAAACCUCCCUUAUAUGCACGUGCAGUGCUUUGUGCCUUUGCCUUACAGCAUGUGUCUUGUGUCCAUAAAGGUUUGGGAGGGAGACUU
Geodia barretti is the source of this 846-nucleotide messenger RNA. NCBI's taxonomy places the organism in Eukaryota, Metazoa, Porifera, Demospongiae, Tetractinellida, Geodiidae. The record is from the annotation of a GenBank genome assembly.